Messenger RNA from Caenorhabditis sp. 36 PRJEB53466, 913 nucleotides. Lineage: Eukaryota; Metazoa; Nematoda; Chromadorea; Rhabditida; Rhabditidae. The record is from the annotation of a GenBank genome assembly.
AUGAAGAAGAUGUCGGGCGUCUCCAACGAAACUCAGGAACGUUUGAGACGGUACAAUGAGGAGCUUGCCAUGCUCAGCCAGCGUAAAGAUGAACUUCGCGGAGAGAUCAACACACUGUCGGCAACAGUGAACGAGAUCGAGAAGGAACGGGAUUCAUGCCGAUCGGAACUGUCGAAACUCGCGAAGGUAUGGCUCACAGUGUUUAUUCUUUUUUGAAAAAAUUUCUUUUUUAGGAGUCGACGACCCUUCCAUCAAUCGCCUUCGAGGCCGAAACAAGAGUCCGUCGGGAGGAAGAGGAGCUGCGCCGUCUCCUCGCGACAAAGACAAAGUUCGAGGGAUAUAAAAAAAAACCUCGAUGGAGGAGUUGGUCGCUCGGGAGGCGGAGUGCCACCAGGCCGAAGAAAUUCUCCAUCAAAGGAGAAAAGAGAUGGAAAAAAUGAAGACGGAGAGAAGAAACACUCACGGCGAUCACAAGGACGGAAGGGAAGAAAAGUUUUGCAUGUGACGGAUGCGCAUCAUGUGUGCAGCUCAAAACGGUAAAAUUGCAUAGAUUUUCUUUAAUUCAUUUUUGUUCCUCAGGAAUUUGACACUCGCAUGGCGAAAAUGAUGGAGUCGGCGGCAGAUCUGCUCCACUGAUACACCUGCCCGGUCUGCCUCGAACUCUACGAGGAUGUGAGCCUGUUCCCUCAGACCUUGCGUACGUUUUCACAUAAAAAUUGCAUUCGCUUACCUUUAAUUUUCAGCGUGCGGCCACACCGUUUGUUAUAGAUGUAGGGAACAUCUGAAGUCGGAACGAAUCGGUCUGGACCGAUACAGCACAUGCCCGGUCUGUCGACAGCCCUUCAACUUCGACAGACCAUAUCCAGCACAAGAUCUGCUGACAAAGAGUCCAUCGUUCAUCCACUUCAAGUAG